AUGCCCAGCCUCGCCGAUUCAUCGCCGCCGGAGGCCGUAGUCAGCAAGACAUCCUCGUCGGUGGCCGUCCACACCGGCGAGCACCUGUUCACCAUCUUCCGCCACUCCCGGAUCAAAGGCAGCAACACAUGCCUCACGUCCAAGCGCUUCCGCGUCGGCGGUCACGACUGGGUUAUCGACUACUACCCGAACGGCGACUCCAGGAUUGCUGACGGGCAGUUCACGUCGGUCUUCCUCAUGCUGAUGACCGCCUGCCAGUGCGAGGUCAAGCUGUCCUAUACCUUCUGCCUCCACGACCCCGCGGCACCCCUGACCGGGGAGAAGCACAAAUUCGGCCACACCAUCAAGUUUUCGUCCGAGGGCGACAGUUCUGGUACACACAAGUUUGUGAGCAAAGCUGAUCUAGCCGCGUCUGGUUGCAUCAAGGAUGACUGCCUAGUGAUCAAGUGCACCAUCGAUGUUAUUGACGACAGUGACGACAGUUCUUUAAUCGUGCCGCCCUCCGAGCUAAGCAAAGAUCUCCACAACCUUCUACAAAGAGGCUUCAGGGCAGACCUGACUGUCGUGGUUGGCAAGUACUACAAGAGUUUUAAGGUGCAUGGGUGCAUCCUCGCGGCCCGGUCACCCGUGUUCCAAGCCCAGCUGUGUGGCUCCAUGAUGGAGAGCACAGAAAGCAGCAUCCACAUCGAGGGCAUGAGUGCUAAGGCUUUCGAGGUCUUGUUGUAUUACAUGUACAAUGACAGCCUGCCUGGGUUCAUGGAUGAGUCCACGAAAGAGGCUACGAACAUGGCGACACAUCUGCUCGUUGCGGCUGACAGGUAUGCCAUGGAGAGGCUGAAGCUGAUGUGCGAGUGCAAGCUGAGCAAAGUUGUAGCCAUGAACACAGUAGGUUCCAUCUUGAAUCUUGCGGAGCAAUACAGUUGCCAUCAGCUCAAGGCCCGUUGUCUCAAGUACGUUGGGAAAAACAGCGGGAGGUUGCAAGCCAUUGAAGACGCAGGAGGGUUUGUGCAACUAAAGCACAACCACCCACUCCUUGCGCGUGAUAUUCUCGGCAAACCCGGGUGUAAGAAGAACAAGAACAAGAAAAAGAAAAAGAAGGGAGGCAAGGCGCGGAACAAAUAA
Molecule: messenger RNA, 1122 nt
Organism: Aegilops tauschii subsp. strangulata
Lineage: Eukaryota; Viridiplantae; Streptophyta; Magnoliopsida; Poales; Poaceae
Product: BTB/POZ and MATH domain-containing protein 1-like
Biological process (GO): protein ubiquitination
Molecular function (GO): protein binding
Source: RefSeq, a predicted model, not a curated record